AUGGGCCAGAGAGAGGCGAAAGCAGACCAGCUGGCGCAGCACAUGGUCGAGCCGACCAAGGACAGCCGGAUCACGUCUGAUUUCGGCACCAAGCAGAACAACACGGACGACUGGCUGCGGAUCGCUCGCGACGACCAGCUCGGCCCGUCGCUGCUGGAGGAUCCCUUUGCACGCGAAAAGAUUCACCGAUUCGACCAUGAGCGUAUCCCCGAGCGUGUAGUCCACGCCCGAGGCACCGGAGCCUUUGGAACGUUCCGACUAUACGAGUCCGCCGAAGACGUCACCUUUGCGCCUGUGCUCACCGACACAUCCCGCGAGACUCCCGUCUUCGUCCGCUUCUCGACCGUCCUUGGAAGUCGCGGUUCGGCCGACACCGUCCGCGACGUGCGCGGCUUUGCCGUCAAGUUCUACACCCAGGAGGGCAACUGGGACAUUGUAGGAAACAACAUCCCCGUCUUCUUCAUCCAGGACGCCAUGAAGUUCCCGGACGUCAUCCACGCCGGAAAGCCGGAGCCUCACAACGAAGUCCCCCAGGCGCAGUCGGCGCACAACAACUUCUGGGACUUUGUCCAGAUGCACAGCGAGGCCACGCACAUGUUCAUGUGGGCCAUGUCGGACCGCGCCAUUCCUCGCUCAUACCGCAUGAUGCAGGGCUUUGGCGUCAACACGUUUACCCUCAUCAACAAGGCCGGGAAGCGCUCGUUUGUCAAGUUCCACUUCACCCCGGAGCUGGGAGUGCACUCGUUGGUGUGGGACGAGGCGUUGAAGCUCGCUGGCCAGGAUCCUGAUUUCCAUCGCAAAGACCUGAUGGAGGCUAUCGACAACGGAGUGUACCCCAAGUGGAAGUUUGGUAUCCAGGUCCUGGACGAGAGCCAGGAGCACGACUUUGACUUUGAUAUCCUUGAUGCCACCAAGGUCUGGCCCGAGGAUCUGGUUCCUGUUCGAUAUAUCGGCGAGCUUGAGCUGAACAAGAACGUCGACGAGUUCUUCACCCAGACCGAGCAGGUUGCCUUCUGCACCAGCCACGUCGUGCCCGGCAUCGGCUUCUCAGACGACCCCCUCCUGCAGGGCCGCAACUUUUCGUACUUUGACACCCAGCUCAGCCGCCUGGGCGUCAACUGGCAGGAGUUGCCCAUCAACAAGCCCGUCUGCCCCGUCAUGAACUUCAACCGCGACGGCGCGAUGCGCCACACCAUCUCCAAGGGCAAGGUCAACUACUGGCCCAACCGGUUCGAGGCCCAGCCCCCGGCCACGCACGCCGAGGGUGCCUACGUCGACUAUCCGGCCAAGGUCGAAGGCAUCAAGCAGCGGGGGAAGAGCGCCAAGUUCAAGGAGCACUACUCGCAGGCUCAGCUCUUCUUCAACUCGCUCUCCGAGGUUGAGAAGAACCACUUGCUGGCGGCCUUCUCAUUCGAGCUCGACCACUGCGACGAGCCGGUGGUGUAUGAGAGGCUCGUGAAGCGGCUGGCUGACAUCGACCUCGGCCUGGCCCAGUCGGUGGGCAAGAUGGUGGGCGGCGCCCUGCCGCAGCAAGCCGGACGACCAAACCACGGGAAGAAGGCAAAGGGUCUCAGCCAGCUGGAGUUUAUGCCCGCGAAGCCCAUGAUUGCCUCAAGGCGAGUCGGCAUCAUCAUCUCCGACGGAUAUGACCCCGUUGCCUACAACGCCAUGUACGGAGCACUCACCGCAGCCAAGGCCGUUCCGCUGGUCAUUGGCACGCGCCGCUCCGAGAUCUUCCCCGACGGCGAAACUGCCGCCGGCAAGGGGGUCGUCCCUGACCACCACCUGGAGGGCCAGCGCAGCACAAUGUUCGACGCCCUCUUCAUUCCCGGCGGCGCCAAGGCCAUCGCGGAGCUUUCCAAGAGCGGGCGAGCCCUGCACUACAUCCGCGAGGCUUUCGGCCACCUCAAGCCCAUUGGGGCCACGGGUGAGGGCGUGCUGUUGGUCGAGAAGGCCCUUCAGAUGCCGGAUCGGGUGGCUACCUCGAGCAACCACGAGGCCGUCGAGAGUUACGGUGUGGUUACACUGAAGAACGUCCACCCCGAGCAUCUGAAGGAGAUUGUGAUUGUUGCCAAGGGGGCUUCAGGGUUCCUGGACAAAUUUGCGUAUGCGAUUAGCACGCAUCGCUGCUGGGACCGUGAGCUCGACGGGCUCAACAGCAUGGUGGCGUACUGA
Trichoderma reesei QM6a is the source of this 2175-nucleotide messenger RNA. RefSeq names its product catalase. Bases 1 to 2175 code for a protein of 724 amino acids. The record is from RefSeq and is a predicted model, not a curated record. Gene Ontology annotation, molecular function: heme binding; catalase activity. NCBI's taxonomy places the organism in Eukaryota, Fungi, Ascomycota, Sordariomycetes, Hypocreales, Hypocreaceae. Gene Ontology annotation, biological process: hydrogen peroxide catabolic process; response to oxidative stress. The transcript has 2 exons. Gene Ontology annotation, cellular component: cytosol.